Oppiella nova is the source of this 633-nucleotide messenger RNA. Lineage: Eukaryota; Metazoa; Arthropoda; Arachnida; Sarcoptiformes; Oppiidae. The record is from the annotation of a GenBank genome assembly.
AUGAGUUCAUCGACUGCUGAAGACUUUCCGUCUUCACUGAAGCAACCGAUCCGUGAUCUGCACGAGUCGUUGGCUGAUCUCAAGCAAUGUCUGUACACAUUUAACACCAAUUACAAGACUAUCCAAAGUCUGGCAACUGAUCCGCUGUCCAAAGCCAAGAUCGAGUUGACCACUGCCUACGCCAUGAACUCAUUGUUUUGGAUCUAUUUGACCACAAAAGGAGUGAACCCUCAGGAGCAGCCCAUCAAGGAUGAGAUCUCGCGGCUCAAGAGUUACGCCCAACGCGUCCAACAGAUUGAAGACAAGCGAAAGGCGGCGAAAGUGGACACAAACGCCGCCAAAAGAUUCAUUCGUUCGGCUCUUUGGGAACCGAAAGACCAUUUGGACAGACAUUCAGACACUGAAUCCAAUUACAAGCGAAAGGCGGCGAAAGUGGACACAAACGCCGCCAAAAGAUUCAUUCGUUCGGCUCUUUGGGAACCGAAAGACCAUUUGGACAGACAUUCAGACACUGAAUCCAAUUGUAAUAAACGAAAGAUGAGUGACGAGUCUUGGAAUGAAAGCACGACAACCACUGAUUCGCCACACAAUUCAAGCGCUGAUCCCAAGAGACAUAAAAGACAUAAGAAGUGA